AUGGCAUGUUUCAACGAAAUCUUGACGGAAUCUCUUUGCUGCGACUGCAACUUCUUCGAGUGCUGGACAGAACCGUACACUGUCGAUGUUUGCUGCUUGGCGCAAAGCUUCGCCUCCCAGCAGUCUCUCCUGUUUCGCAACAGUACCGAAAUGAAUGCCUCUACCAGGCUUUGUGAUCCCAUCGCCGCACGCGCUUGUACUACGAAGUCUGCCUUUCUCCAGGAUCCCAACUGUCAAACAAUGGCCAAGUAUGCUGCCGGCCUGGCCGCCAGCUGUGUGGCCGAACUUUCCAGGACGACGUGCUACACGGGGCUCGUGAUCAUGCAGUGGAACUCCUAUGUCUACGGCUCGGCUCUGACAAAGUCUCAGCGCCACCGCGCUGACCGCAGCUUCGAAGAAUGCUCCCAGGUGCUCGAAGAGUUCUUUCACGACGGCUACAUGGCGAUGAUGAAGCGCUGCGCUCGCACUCGGCAGCGCGAGCUUCGAGAUUUGGUGCCGCGGGCGGCGCACGUGUUGGCCUCCGAUGCGCUGCAGGAGUCGCGUGCAUGGGUGUCUGAGCGUCCGAAAGUUGGCGUUAUCAUGGCCAUGAGCAGCCAGGAGGCUUCCCUGUACAAGCACACGUUGGACAUUUGGCACUGUUAUUGCGCUCGCCACAAAGACUGUGAGGUGGUGGUGGAGUGGGACAACUUUCUGCCGGCAGGCCAAUAUCCCUACGUGUGGCUGGACUCGGAGGCCAAAACCCCGAAGAGAAGGUUUGGCUUCUCGUGGAAUCGCUGGUUUGCACUCCAGCGACAUUUGGAUGCCUUCGAAUGGGUCUUCACGGCCGAUCCUGACCAGUUCAUCUCGCACGAGUGCUUCCUCUCUUUUUCCUUCACAGACGUCCUGCGUCAGGCUUCCGCCGUCGCGCCGCCCAGCGAUGGCGUUCUACCAGUUGUCGUGAUGCGUGACUUCCCCGAGUUUCAGAAUCUGCACCUCAGCUGCGGAGGACCAGAAGUCCGGACUGCCCAGGCCCUCGUGGAAUUCCGAUACCUUGUGACACUGAAGGAAUCACGGUGCCUGUGGAUGGAUCCGGAAGACCAGAGCUCCUUCGAUCACACGAUUCUCGAAAUAUUGGACUUGUGGCGAAAUGCAGCGGCCUCAAGCGUGCUCCUGCUUGAAGCUCCUCUGGACUUCUUGACAGCAUUGACGUGUUGCGGUGUUGUGGUGGGCAAGGGCCUCACCAACCGCGUGCGGCAGCAAGCGGUUGAGGGGGGAUUCUUGAAAGAGCCACAUUUUGGAUUUCAGGACGGGACACCUGAGGCGGUGUACCUUGAGUGCUGGCAUGUUUUCGCCCGGGGCCCAGAUGGAGAGCGCUUGGGCAAUUCUCUGGACCUAGUCGCAUCGAUACUUGGCGAUUUCGGCCAGCGGAAAGACUCUCUCCACGGACUCCACCCGGCCCCCAUCCGGUUCCUGAGCCCCGAAGAGGUUGACAUCAACUUCGUCAUCGGCGGCCGCAACGUCUCGGAUGCCCCGUUGGUGUGGCACUUUGCCGGGGCGCUGAAGAGCCUCAUCAUCGAAAGCGGAGACAGCUACAUGGAUGUGAUGCUGAAACAGCUCUGGCAGCUGGACCCCGACUGGAGGCGGCCGGUGUCGGAAAGGGCAAACUGUUCGGCCUGGGAGUCUUACGCCUCGAGAUCGGUGUCGAAAUGUUCGCCCGGAACGCCAGUAGUGGAUUGUCGGACCGGGUGGCUGGCCGUUUGUUGA
Symbiodinium sp. CCMP2456 is the source of this 1743-nucleotide messenger RNA. Lineage: Eukaryota; Dinophyceae; Suessiales; Symbiodiniaceae. The record is from the annotation of a GenBank genome assembly.